UUCGAAGGGAAGCACACGGACUCGAGUGUUUCGAAAGGUUCGUGAAAUUUGCAGUCGAUGCAAAUUAAAUAUCCUGCACUGAAGCAGGAAAUUAAUUACUUAGUGUGUCGACAACAUCAAUCGAGAUCUACUUACGAUCAUUCUAACAAGCAGUGAAGAUUCUGGGAGAUGACAUCUGCGAGAUUUCGCCUCUCGCGGCCAUGAAAACAGGACAUGCGUAAAAUUGUCGUUAUGAAGUUAACCUUCCUUUCCAUCUUGAACAUCAUAGCUGUGUUGAAAACAGGGCAUGGAAUCCCAAUAUCGUCAUUUACAAACGAUGCAGACAACAGCAUUCAACUUCCAGGGAUCAAAAACUUAUCAGAGUCAUCAAACCAAAAUCACUCAAGACUAAACAACAUUACAAGCAAUGAACUAAAGACAGAUCCAAUCAUUACAACAACAAACACUAUCAAGCAUGAGUCACCACCCCUGACUUUUCCAACGGCCCACACAGAUAGGAAUUUGUGGAGUGCAGGAUUUCAAGACAGCAAAACAAAUGUCUCCAGCAAGAACAGUACUACAACUGUUAGGACUCCACUGACUUCUAAAAAUCCAACAAACCUCAGAACUCCAACAGAAAAUCACACACUACCAACUGUUUUGCCAACUACACCUCGCUCAAAGAAGCAUCGAUUUAUUUGGAAAAUACUUGCUUACACUCUCAUACCUGUGGGUUGUUUGUUGACAAUCCUGAUCACAUACUGUUUGGUUCGUCAUGUGCAGAAAGUACGGAGGAAAAGAAGACUUGAGCGGGAGCUUGUGCAUCAAUACUCUUAUCCAAACAGUGAAGCUGAUGACUCAGAAGAACAGAAUAUUGGAGACUUUGAAAGUGUCAUUAACACUCACUUUGUUGCCUUCAAUGAUCGCACAGACAAAAAUCUUUAUGAGGAUCCUCAGACAGAGGUGAACCUAGCCUUUGAAGAAAGUUCCAAACUGGUGGUACAAGAGUCUGCUUCUUCUAUUCCAGAGGAACUUGAAGUUUCGACAAGUUUUACCAGUUGAUGUAGAGAAUUGAUGUGGACUUGCAAGCACUAAACCUGUUUUAUGGCA
This is a messenger RNA of Pocillopora damicornis (cauliflower coral), 1089 nucleotides long. RefSeq lists its product as uncharacterized. The record is from RefSeq and is a predicted model, not a curated record. NCBI's taxonomy places the organism in Eukaryota, Metazoa, Cnidaria, Anthozoa, Scleractinia, Pocilloporidae.